GACCACAGGUGAAUGAAAAAUGAAUAGUUGAGAUUUGUCAAGCACUUACAUUCAAUCGACGAUUAGUGGAGCUAGUAUUCCCAAGCACUGUUUCCCAGUCGCCAUCCGGACGUCAGAGAGAAUUGGGGAAGCUUAUAAGAUAGCCCCAUCACCACUGGAUUUGCAGCAUGAUCUGACAGACUCUCGAGCAUCUUCUCAAUCUUCAGCUCUUUUGGCUAGGAGCACUCUCAGCUUUAUCCCACAACUCCGUUUAUCCAAGACCCAAAAGCCUCAAACAGUUCGCUUUCUUAAUUUGACAAUGCAGCAAGGAAGACGCUCUCUUGGCUCUAUGCCAUCAGGUUCAGCGGGUGUGUAUAAUGUUCAAAGAUUCCAAGCCACAGGACGAUCCAAAAGCUGACCUUUUGACAGGAAAACUUAAGCCACCGCCCAUUUCAGUGCCGCCUCCUCAGAGAGCUCCAGCCAGCAGGCCUGAUGGCAGGAUGUAUGUAUUGGUUAUUUGUGGUGUGGACAGACCUAAAUCGAACGCGGACGCCGGCAUAUUUGGCGAUUUCAUGGGAAUCUCUCUUGCGUUCAGAAAUCUUCUCAACACCUCUCUAGAAGGCACUUUUCUGUCCUGCUUUCCGUUGGACCAGCAUUUCGAGCAUCUCGGAAACCAAGGCAUCAAAGAUAUCAAAUUUGGAAAAUUUGGAGCCAACAAUAAGCCGCUUUUUGUUUUCACUCGCGAAAAAUUCGAGCAGAACCGUGACCAGCAAUGGUACGAUUAUGUGCCCCCUGGGCAGCUGAUGCAGGAGGUUGGUCUCUGGAUCCGUGCGAGGGCUCAGGAAACAGCCUCUGGGGAUGUGGUGAACAUCUUUUUCCAAUGUCACGGCUCGCAUAAUGGCGGAAUCGAGAUCGGGGAUUCCCUGGUAGCUUCAGAGUCAAUCGUACGGCUCCUGUCGCUGUUUAAACCAGGUGUUCAGGUGAAUGCCGUUGGCAGCCACUGUUAUUCGGGUCACCUUGUUGAGUUGAUAGCGGCCAGAAAUGAACUCGGUCGUUAUGCAGUCGCCGCAGCUGGAAAAGAUGAAAAACACUACGGAGCGACAAGAUCUGUUAGCAACAGAGUGAGAAAUUUUCGUUUCUCCCAGCCAUUUAUUCAGUCACUCGCCAAGAUAAAGCUCCCACAUCUCCAGCAGAAUCCUAGCGGACCUCUCACUGUCGAAACACAUGACAGGUAUAUGCAGGACGCUUUGGAAGCUAGCAUCGUGGGCAGUCCUAGGUCCACUUACACGAGUUAUCUCUCAGACGAAAAAGUAGCGGCUUUGGCACUCGUUGAGGAUCUCUUGCUGAGAGAUUCUGUGGAUGUGGAUUUUCAUUUGGAGUUAAUGCAUCGCCGGAGACGACGAGAGUGGCCAUCCAUGGACCUGACCGUCUUGAAUCAAAUGACGAUUCGACGGGAGCACCCUGACCCAGAAGUUCGACGAAGAGCUGCCGAUCUGGUUCGGGCAGAAGCUGCCGACUGCGAUUUCGACCAGCCACAGAGAGAAGACGGCGCGAUUCUAGGGGAGUUGGAGCUUGCAAACCCAAAUUAUUCCAUGUUGUUGCAAGCUUUGUACUGGCGGUCCCGCCAGCAGUCGGCUAUUUGGGACUUAUUUACAGUUCUUGUAGAACGCGGCUUUCUUGAUUAUCGAGUGAGUCUCGAGGCGCCCAUAAGCUUUGACCGUGGGACCGACUCCGUGGCGCUCGUUGAGCAGGUCCUGGUUUGUUUUGACGAGGUAAAGAGCCUGAUGGAGAAACGUCAUGAAGGCACUAAUCCUUUCUGCGAAGGGCUCGAGGGAGCAAUCAUUUGGCUUGCAGUAAUGAUAGCACGGGGUUGCGCGGAUCCGCCCAAGCUCUUUGACACUAUCGAGGCGACGGGAAUGCUCGGUAAAUUCAACAUGGAAACCGCAGAGCUGUUCGUCACUGGGCCGCGUCCAAGGACCAUUGUCUGUGACAGAUAUGCCAUGGCCGGGACAUCAAAGUCGUAUUUUGGCUUCUGGCUGCCUCACGGUGUUGGCGAGAACCGUAAUGAAAGAACCCUAGCCACGAAGAUCAGAGCAGCUCUCAAUAAGUUCAACCAAGUGGAAAGCUGCUAUAAGCAGUAUUUCCAACUUAGUGAUGACGAAUUACUGUUGGAGAUCCAACAGGACCCAUAUCUUCGAUCGCAUCCCAAUCGACAGCCGCGAUUCAAGCACAGCGGGCAAUGGGUCGAGGGUUAUCCCGCUUCGCCGCCUCUUUCUCCGACUGAUCCAUCCAUCCAGAGUAUCUUCUCUUCGUUUUUGACGCAUUGAAUUGUCACCAGAAUAGGGUUUAUUCUUGCAAAGGAGUGGACAGUCAUAGCAAGGCGCAGAAAAUCAAAUUGAAUAGACUUUUUCCGUUUUAUUAUUGAGAUUGAUUUAUCCGCAGCGUAUUUUCCAUCAGUGACUAUACCAAUUGCUCG
Molecule: messenger RNA, 2455 nt
Organism: Xylona heveae TC161
Lineage: Eukaryota; Fungi; Ascomycota; Xylonomycetes; Xylonales; Xylonaceae
Exons: 1
Coding region: 357-2306 (649 amino acids)
Source: RefSeq, a predicted model, not a curated record